Molecule: messenger RNA, 1596 nt
Organism: Phragmites australis (common reed)
Lineage: Eukaryota; Viridiplantae; Streptophyta; Magnoliopsida; Poales; Poaceae
Exons: 6
Coding region: 86-1078 (330 amino acids)
Source: RefSeq, a predicted model, not a curated record
CGGGGAGGGGCUGACGUGCGGGGCCCACAGAAUAAAGCGCGGCGCCGCGGAGAGAAGGCCGAGUCGGGCGAGUGCCGGAGCGGCCAUGGCAGACAAGCCGAGCCGCGCGCUGGUGCUCUACGCCGCCGGCCACGCCGCGCUGGUCGCCCCUCCGGCCUCGGGGAGCCACCUCGACGCGUUCGCCGCGCGCGCUGCUUGCGGCCUCCUCACCCUCCGCUCCCCGCCGCCUUCCCCUCCCACGAGCGGUGGCGAGGAGAAUAGCUGCACGAUUCUCGAGCUAGCGCAGUUGCUCGAUGUAUACGAUCAUCUCUACCCUGGAAAGAAUGCGGAAACUGGUCAAGAAGCUGCCCAAGUGGAUCCGACGGAGCUAGUAGUCCCCAAGCUGUCUGAGAGGUUUAUGGGUUUGAGAGCUGCCAUAGUCACCAAUUGCCCUCGUAUCAGCUCCUUUGCGGCGAAUCUUGGUUUCCACGUUUUUCGAACUGAAGAUUUUGCCGUGCAGUCCGGCUCUUCCAGUUCUACCAAGGAGAUUGGAGUAAUCAACAGAGCGUUUGGUCUGCUAGGAUUCUCAGAUGGGAAUGUCCAGGAAGCAUCUGAUUUCGAUCUAGUUUUUAUGCAUGUCGCCAUGGAGAAUACAAGUGGCAAGUUGGGGAAAUUAGGAAUGAAGACGGAUCUCAAUCGGCUUGAUAAAUUAGUGGGCGCAAUCAUGGAAGCUGCGCCAAUUGGUUCAGCUAUCGCAUCCCGUAUUCAUGUAUCUGUGAUGUUGAGCUAUGGAUCUGCUUCUGAAAAUAAGGAUGAGUUCUCCAUUUUGAGCUCUUCAAUGGAAACAGAUUCUGACUUGAAUCUGCUGCGCCCACGCCAGAGCUAUACCAUGAAAGCAGGAAAUACAUUGGAUGAUGUCAGACUUCAUCAUCCAAUUCUACUGGCACAGUGGCAGGAAGGAGUAACACGUGUUGAUCUGGCCAAAGGAUUCUCUUUCGAGGAAUUGAUGAAGUGUGGCGGGAACCUUACUAUGCUUGCUCAGCGCUUUCUACAUGAGGUGGCAUUUAAGCUCUGGAAAGCACCUAAAUAUGGAGCUUGAUUCGCUCUGAGGCUAUCCUCUUCUGUUGACAAGGCACUGGAGAAUAAAAAAAGGGUGAUGGGUGAGUUUUCGUUCUCAAGUGAAAACAGCGAAUAAUGCAAAGACACAAUUGAGUUUUGAAGUGAAUUGUACUCUCCAAGGAUCCUAAUUUGAUAACGGACAUCUGCUAACACUGAGCUGCUACCAUUACUAAUUAUUUAGUCAAUGGAGAUCAGUAGCAUGACAAUCUGAUGUUUUCCAUUGGAAAAGUUUCCCAGAGCUUUUGUGAAAUGUUUCCCUGUCUGUGCAACCCUUUGUUUGAAACGUUUCUAAUGCAGUAGCUGUUCUUGCUUUGAGCUCAGUAUCCGACUAUAUGCCAUGCAUCCAUCGUUGUGAUCUUGAUGUUGUUCAUGCAAAUAGUGCGGGCGGAGCAUUAUCUGCAGAUAAGGGAAUAACAGAAUGGAUUCUCCAGAGUAAUAAAGGCAGUCUUUAUUUUGGCUGUUGAGUUUAUCAAUAAUAACCACUUUAUUUGUUUCUUC